Linum trigynum is the source of this 378-nucleotide messenger RNA. The record is from the annotation of a GenBank genome assembly. Lineage: Eukaryota; Viridiplantae; Streptophyta; Magnoliopsida; Malpighiales; Linaceae.
AUGAUGAGGAUAAUCUGCUCCGGGAUGAUGAUUUCCACUCCUAGGACGAUCUCCAAGCUUGAUUUGAUGAAACCCAGCUCCAAGAUGGCUUAUAGGGGUGCACGGCCGUGCAUAUCACCAUUCUGGCCGUGCAACUCAAAACGCAGCGUGGCAUUUAGUCGAACUUCAGCCCUCUCGCACGGCCAGGGUGCACGGCCGUGCGAGCUUCAGGGGUUGCCCGUGCGUGUCCUCGGCAUAAGGCGCACGGCCAUAUUGCUCACGUGCACGGCCGUGCAGCCUCCCUGGUCUGCCCGUGCAGCUCCCCAAAAACCUCGCUAUUCGUCCGUUCUUCGUCCAAUCGACCCCAGACUCGCUCCUAAGCCUUCAUUCACGUACUAG